Molecule: messenger RNA, 1051 nt
Organism: Cryphonectria parasitica EP155
Lineage: Eukaryota; Fungi; Ascomycota; Sordariomycetes; Diaporthales; Cryphonectriaceae
Exons: 3
Coding region: 1-948 (315 amino acids)
Biological process (GO): fatty acid metabolic process
Molecular function (GO): oxidoreductase activity, acting on the CH-OH group of donors, NAD or NADP as acceptor; NAD+ binding
Source: RefSeq, a predicted model, not a curated record
AUGGCAUCAUCUUUGGCAAGAGUACGCCUAUUGCAAGGUUUUAUCCCCCAGUCAAGAUGCUAUAGCUCCGCCUCAGCACCAGUGAGACGGUUGGGCGUCAUCGGCGCCGGGCAGAUGGGACUGGGAAUAGCACUGGUGGCAGCGCAAAAGGCUCAGGUCAACGUCACGGUCGUCGACAAUUCUCAGGCAUCGCUGGACAAAGGGUUGUCCUUUGCAGAGAAGCUGCUUGCCAAAGAUGUAGCAAAGGAGCGCAUCACACAGGAGCAGGCUGACCAGGCACGCUCGAAUCUUAUCCCGACUACCUCUAUGGACGGUCUGGCCGAGGUCGACUUUGUGAUCGAGGCCGUGCCCGAGAUCCCAAGCCUCAAGUUCGAUAUCUUCUCCAAGCUGGCACAGAUCUGCCCGCCACACGCCAUCUUAGCUACCAAUACCUCUUCCAUCUCCAUCACCAAGAUAGCCGCAGCAACAACCAAGGACCCCAAGGACCUCUCAGCCAGCUCGCGCGUGGUGUCCACGCACUUCAUGAACCCGGUGCCGGUGCAGAAGGGCGUGGAGAUCAUCAGCGGCCUGCAGACCAGCCAGGACACCGUGGACAAGGCCAUUGCGUUCUGCAAGGCGAUGGGCAAGAUCCCGUCCGUGUCUGCAGACUCUCCCGGCUUCCUAGCCAACCGCAUAUUAAUGCCGUAUAUCAACGAGGCCGUCAUCUGCCUCGAGACGGGCGUGGGUGACAGGGACUCGAUCGACGCCAUCAUGAAGAACGGCACCAACGUGCCCAUGGGCCCUCUGCAGCUGGCAGACUUCAUCGGCUUGGACACUUGCCUGGCCAUCAUGAAAGUCCUGCACACCGAGACUGGUGACAGUAAGUACCGCCCGAGCGUGCUCUUGGCCAAGAUGGUCGACGCAGGGUGGCUGGGGAAGAAGAGCGGCAAGGGCUUCUAUGACUACUAGACACAAGGAGGCAUAUCGUCGACUUCACACAAUACUCAAUAUUUUUGAGGAACGCAAUAGAAGACAGGUGACUGCUCGAGCAAAUACAGUUUGUUAAACGGUC